CUUAAUAACUGUUAAUAAAACAUUUAAUAAUCAUCACAUUGAUACUACAAGAUGUCAUAUCCUCAGCAGUGGCUCAAGUCUACUUUCUCCUCGCGGCCACGCACCGUCGAACUCUUACAGCCAGAGUUAGAGAAAGGCGUCAUCACAAAACACGAUUUUGAACUAGCGACCAGAUUCCUGCCUGGAGUGCACAGACACUGGCCUGUGAUAUAUGGGGUCGGGGCUGCAAGCAUCACCCUUGGUUAUGGGCACUCCAUAGCGCGUCCCAGGUGGUCUCACCCAAAGCUUGCGUGGGGUUCGAGCGCUGCCAUCCUCGUCGGGUUGCUUUUUGGCCGAGUCAGACAAGUCUUGGCCCACAAACAGUUCACAGAUGCUCUUGAAAACCCUGCAGGCUUUAUAGAAGCGUUGAGCAAUGUUGACCGCAAACUUGGCGGUAAUGGGCAGUUGGGCUUCACGCUUACACGAAUACGAAAGGAUGCUGCACAUUUGGACAACAAUGCUACUUCCGGGACUAGUCAAGAGCAUGGCCCUGAGAUGGUCAGCGAGCAGAAUUGGAAGGCAUCUUGGUCUCAAUCCGAUGCCCCUUCACCCCAAGCAGCUCAACCAAAGAAUCGUUGGGAGGAAAUACGUGCAGCAAACGCACGCUCUGCUGGUUAUGUGUCUUCGUGGGACACUAUCCGACAACGUCAUGAACGGAACAGAUUACCUCACUCAACGUCAUCGCCGAGUAGCGACCCACCAUCGUCUGGAAUGGAUGAUCGAGCAACAGAGCAAGCCAAGUUUGACGCUAUUCUAGAGGCCGAAAGAAAGAGAGGACAGUCACAGGACUUUCGUGAAUUUGUCUGAUGCUAAUGCACCGAUGAAAUAUUUUUUUCAAUAAGUAAUGAGAACCAGCCACCAAUAAUUCAAUGUAUUCUAAGUAAGUGGAU
Molecule: messenger RNA, 929 nt
Organism: Suillus bovinus
Lineage: Eukaryota; Fungi; Basidiomycota; Agaricomycetes; Boletales; Suillaceae
Exons: 3
Coding region: 52-846 (264 amino acids)
Source: RefSeq, a predicted model, not a curated record